AUGGCGGAUAAAAAAUACGUAUUGGGCAUGGAUAUUGGUACAACAUCAGUGAAAGUGUGCGUUUUUGAUUCAGACGCGAAGGAAAUAGUCGCCAAACAAAGCAAAGAUACAGCAGCUAACAUCCCAAGUGAUCAAGGUAUAGAGGGUAAUAAGCAAGAUGUGCCGAAAAUAGUAUCAGCUGUUCACUACUGUGUUUCGCGUCUUCCUAGAGAUAUAUUACGACAUGUGACAAAGAUUGGCGUCUGCGGGCAAAUGCACGGAGUUGUUUUAUGGAAAAAUGGAGCAUGGGAAAAAAUAGAAAAAGAUGGUGUAAUCAACAGAUUUGAAGCAAUCAGGGAGAACAUGUCAGCAUUGUACACAUGGCAAGAUGUCAGAUGCAAACCAGAAUUUUUAGAUACCCUCCCCAAACCCGAUUCUCACCUUAAGUGUUAUUCAGGCUACGGCUGUGCAACACUUCUAUGGAUGUUGAAACAUAAGCCAGAAAAACUAAAACAUUUUAACUGCUCUGCAACAGUACAAGACUUUGUUGUAGCAAUGCUAUGUGACCUUGACACACCCAUAACUUCAGACCAAAAUGCUGCAAGUUGGGGUUAUUUUAAUACCGAAAAAAAUGAGUGGAAUAUUGACAUUCUAAAAGGUCUCGAUUUUCCAGUAAAUCUUCUUCCAAAUAUUAAAAAGAGUGGAGAAAUUGUGGGAAGCCUUAACAGCUCAUGGAAUGGAAUUCCUGAAGGUACACCUGUUGGAGUAGCAAUGGGUGAUCUCCAGUGCUCUACAUUAGCAACUCUAGAAUCAAGAACAGAUGCUGUUUUAAACAUAUCUACAUCUGCACAACUAGCUUUUGUAGUGGAUGGUAUUUCAGAUAUAGGCUGUAAAACUGUUGAACAUCUGCCCUAUUUUAAUAAUACUUAUUUACUUGUAGCUGCCUCUCUAAAUGGAGGUAAUGUAUUAGCAACUUUUGUAAAAAUGUUGCAACAAUGGAUGCUUGAAUUUGGAUUUCCUAUUCCACAGUCAAAAGUUUGGGAGAAAUUAAUUGCUAUGGGAUUAGAUGCACCAGCUGAAACAACAAUGAGAAUAUCCCCACACCUACUUGGUGAGAGACAUUCGCCAACAGCAAGAGCCUCAGUAGAAAAUAUAGACCUAUCGAAUAUACAAUUAGGGCAAGUAUUUAGAUCUUUAUGUGAUAGCAUAGUUGAUAACAUACAUUUUAUGAUGCCUAAAGACAUAUUGCGCAAUGCAAGUAUAACAAGAAUUGUGGGAAAUGGUUCUGGUUUAUCAAGAAACAAAGUUUUACAAAGAGCUGUUGAGCAUUAUUACAGUUUACCACUUGAGUUUACAUGUGGAGGGGAUGCAGCUAAAGGUGCAGCAAUUGCUGUGAUAAAUACUCAAUGA
Messenger RNA from Pieris macdunnoughi, 1389 nucleotides. The record is from the annotation of a GenBank genome assembly. Lineage: Eukaryota; Metazoa; Arthropoda; Insecta; Lepidoptera; Pieridae.